Messenger RNA from Chara braunii, 10462 nucleotides. NCBI's taxonomy places the organism in Eukaryota, Viridiplantae, Streptophyta, Charophyceae, Charales, Characeae. The record is from the annotation of a GenBank genome assembly.
GGGUCUUAGGAUUGAUAGCACGUUAAUUAGGCAACCUGGCGACCUCGCCCUCGGAACGCGCAUAGACGCGACCCUAUCGUCACCAGAAGCUGAUCGGCUAACCGACGAGCAGCCAAUAUGGCUGCCAAUGUGCAAAAUCUGGUUCCGCAACAAAAUGCUAAUCCACCUAAUCAACCUGCCCCACGUGCACAAGCUCCUAUGUCGCCACCUGAUCUCUAUCUGUUUGAUCCAGCGCACCAUCUCGCAGGAGCAUGGCUGGCCACGCUUAGAGCACAACAGUACGACGAUCACAAAGCACAGAUCAACAUUCCGGCUCGAAUGGGAGGAGACGCUCAUCAUUGGUAUAGUACCUAUGUGUGGGUGGACCUCCCGACCUUCGAACGAGAUUUCGUGAACCGAUUUGAUUAUGUCCACCCUGAGCAAGCGCUGUACAUGAUCAAGGACCGGGUGCAAAAACCGCUCGAAUCCGUCACGGAAUAUCGAAACCGGUUCUACAGAAUGUUCGUAAAAACUGAGCGAGGUGAGCAAGAAGGGAGAGAUCUGUUCAUUGACGGACUCCGCAGCCGGACAAUAAGGGCUAAGUUGCGAAAGCAGUUUUCCCCCAUCACCCAUACACUACAACAAAUUAUGGCUGCUGCGGAAGAAAUGGAACGGAAGUUCGCGGCGAACUUCCUGGAAGGAGAAGACUACCCUAGAGACGGAGAUUCGACCGAGCUCGCUCGAGCAAGAGCGGAGCUGGCUGCUUUACAGAACAAAUUUGAAAACAUGGGGUUUGUAUCAGGACCUGUCACCGAUAUGGAACAGAUAGGCCCCAAACGAGUAGUCCUAAGUGAGACUCCGAGCAUCUCUGCUCCUAUGAUGCCCCCGCCCGUCAGGGCAUUACCCCCGCCACCGGUUGAGGCUCCUGUACGAUCAAACGAAUCGGCGACCAUUUUCGAACUAACCAAAACCUUCAUUCGUUUGAUCCAAGAAAGCAAAAAGGAGCAGCGAGAGCACAAUACUCGGUUGGAAGCCAUGAUGAGGAACAUACGACCUAUUGCGGUACGCGCCCCUCCGAUGCCGCAAGGAUUAGCCCCGGCCCCUGCGCUCGGAAGAGUUGCGAACAAUCUGAAUCAAACCUGGACUUCGAACGGCGAUCGAUCGUCCUCCGAAAUACAGGAGGAAAACCCUACGCAGUGCCCAUGCGCGGUUCCCCGGGUUUCGCCGAUGAUGGCAGGGACUCUCCGCAUGAUCUCCUGGGAGAAAUCCUUAGAAGGAGAGUCGUCAACAGAUGAUGCGGAAAAUAGUGACGAGGAUGAUCCAGAGAUCUUGAAAUUAGCACGACAACGUGUUUGUUACCCGCCGCCCAAAACGAUAGCUAGAACGAUGCAACUAACCAGCCGAAAGAUUCAAAGGACCAAGGCGAUGAUCUUGGGUGAGCCCCUCGUGCAGAUUUCAAGGAUGGUCGAUUCUUUGGAACCCCCUCAAACUCUGUACGAAGGAAUCACACCUCUCUUCGCCCGGUACAGCGACAAGAAGCAUUACUGUGACAUUACGGCUCUACCCAAGUCCUUACUAACCUCGGCCAAAGAAGUGAGAUUGUUACGCUUAGGGGCGGAAGCAAGCUCUCUAGAACCCCCUGGGCGUUUUGAAGCGGAAACCGACGAACAGGGGAUAAAGAUCACAACCAAGGAAGUGCCAUGGCAGGAUGUUUGUGACGGGAUUACCCCGGAAGGACACGUGGCAAUCGGAGAAGAAGAUGCUCAGAUGAUGGCCACGGUGUUCUCCUGGCAAUCGGAUCAUUCAUUCAUCUCGGCGCCUCCACCCGAUUUGGCAAAACAGGCGAACACGAAACAGAUUGACGUUCGGAUCUGGGACCAACUUUUUGAACUACACGUCCCACAAUAUGUGCCGGAUGAAAUCCACCAGAUUACGCUUGAGAAGAGCGAAUUUUUCCUCUCAGAAAUUUCGUUCUUAGGCUAUGUCGUGACAUGUGGAGGAUUGUGGCCAGACUCGAAAAAAGUUGCGGUGGUGAAGGAAGCUCCGGUUCCCACGUCACUGACGCAGGUUCGAGCCUUCUUGGGACAGGCGUCGUACUACUGGCGCUUCAUCAAGGGCUUUGCCGCGAUUGCACAACCACUAACGAAUCUGUUACCGAAGGACCAGCCUCUCAGCUGGGACGCGGAGUGCCAGCAGGCCUUUGCAACCCUUAAGGACACUCUAGCGACGACCACUAUUUUGAUUCGACCGGACCCCUCGAAGCAGUUCAUUCUCAUCACGGACUGGCAACCGGAAGCUAUUUCCGCUAUUCUAGCGCAGAAGGGGAACGAUGGUCGCGAACACAUCAUCGAGUAUGCGUCACGAACCGUGCCGGACGAACGAAGGAACGACUCAGCACCUCAAGGCGAAUGCUAUGCAGUGAUCUGGGGAAUCCAGCACUUCCAUCCGUAUCUCUACAGACAAAAGUUUCGCCUCGUGACGGAUCACGAACCUCUGCUAGCUUUGAAGAAGCUCACCAACUACACAGGCAUGAUUGGCCGUUGGGCGGUGCGACUGCAGGAAUACGGCUUCGAUAUCGUCCAUCGAAAGAUAGAGCGACACGGCAACGCGGAUGGGCUGACACGUCUGCAUCGACCUGCCAAGGUACCAAAGGGCGAGGAAAUUACCCCGUGGAAAGAGCCGGACUUCACCAACGAGCCGAAGUACGGACAAGUGGCAAUUCUUCCACAAUUUGUCGAGCUCUCGUUUUGCCUGCUACAAGUGGAUUUGAACUGGACGUGGGAAGGCGAUCAGAGGCCCGCGUCGGAGAUUGUAGAGUUGCUCGUCAUUGCGUGGAGGACCAACGUGGCGGAAGAUCUUUUGGGAUUCGUCUUUGGAGCAGUGGAUCGGGGAAACCGAUCACAGAUCGUGCGCGAACUUACGAUCAUGAUCAUGCGAUUGGCCGACGAACUCCCUCUCGACAUCGUCUCUCAAAGCGACGAAGAACCCGUGCCACAUACCCUCUCAAGGACUCUCGCCCCGAGCCUCCAGUGGUCGGCUUGUAUCGAGGAGCACUGGGCGGACGACUGUUUUCCCUCCCGUAGCGAGUACCUGGACAUCCACAGCCUGACUAAUCCCCGCUUCUUUCGGCAACCAACGGCUUUCGAGUGGGCGGCGCUGACAGCAAAAGAGGAGGCCGAAGAGGAAUCGGAAGGAGAAUUGAGGAGAGAGGCCGGGGAAGCAGCGGCCCGAUUGGCCGAGGACGAGGAAGAAGAGCGCGAAGCAGAAGAAGAGUCGGCGGAAGCUGAAGAAGAAGAAGAAGAAGAAGAACAAGCAGAGGAGGAGACUUCGGAGGAAGAGGAAGAGGCCUAUAGCGAGUACAGCAAGGGCGAGCAAAGUGAGGAGGAGGACAAAGACGACGAAGAAGUGGAAAGUGGGGACGACCAGGAGCCAACGCACGACAAGCUCGAGUACGGUCUGUACGAGUUUGUGGUGAUGCCUUUCGGCCUUUGCAAUGCUCCUGGCACCUUUCAGCAUGCUAUGAAUCACAUCUUCCAUGACUACUUGGAUAAGUUUGUCAUCGUGUACCUCGAUGACAUACUUAUUUUUAGUAAGACUGUCGAGGAGCACGUUGCACAUUUGGACAAAGUCCUUAGUCUCCUGCGACAGCACAAGUUCAAGAUCAACGGUGAGAAAUGCGAGUUUGGUCGCACCCGUGUCUUGUACUUGGGUCAUGAGAUCUCCGCGGAAGGGUUGAAGCCCGAUGACGCGAAGGUGGCCAGCAUUCGUGAUUGGCCACGUCCUCAGUCUAUGACUGAGAUGAUAUCUUUCUUAGGAAUGACAGGCUACUAUAGGACCUUCGUUAAGAACUAUAGUAUAGUGGCCGCUCCUUUGACUGAUCUGACUCGCCUUGACACCCCAUGGGAGUGGACAGAUGAGUGCGAGGCUGCUUUCAAACAUCUGAAGCAUGCGUUGAUGCACUACGAGGUCUUGAAACUUCCUGAUCCUGAUAAGCCGUUUAUAGUCACCACGGAUGCCAGCCAAUAUGGCAUUGGCGUCGUGCUCUCGCAGCAGGACGGGCCAAAGUUGAGGCCUGUAGAGUACAUGUCCAAGAAAAUGUCGUCUCAGAAGUUGGCUAAGUCCACCUAUGAGAAGGAACUCUAUGCGGUUUACAAGGCUCUGACCCAUUGGAGGCACUAUCUCCUUGGGAGGUUCUUCAUCCUCAAGACUGAUCAUCAGACCCUGAGAUGGAUGAGAACUCAGCCGGUACUCUCAGACGCUCUCAAGCGUUGGAUCGAAGUCAUUGAGCAGUAUGACUUUGACCCUCAGUAUCUGAAAGGGGAGGACAACAAGGUUGUUGAUGCCUUGUCGCGUAGGCCUGAUUUCUCAGUCUGUCAGAGAGACAAGCCACGUACACAGGCUCCUCUUGGGAUCUUGAAGCCGCUUCCGAUUCCGGAAAAGCCUGGUGAGAGCCUGUCCAUGGAUUUCAUGAAUACUCUGAUCACCAGCAAGAGUGGAAUGCUCUACAUCUACGUCAUUGUGGAUAGAUUUAGUAAGUUUGCUAGAUUAGUAGCGAUGCCGACAACAACUAAAACGGAGUAUGUCACUAAGAUGUUCAAAGAGAAUUGGGUUAGAGACUUUGGAUUAUCUAAGUCCAUAGUUAGUGACAGGGAUGUCAGAUUCACAAGUGAGUUGUGGAAAGCAGCAGCUGUAGAGCAAGGUACUCAGCUGCAGAUGACAUUGGGCAAUCAUCCUGAGGCAAACGGGCAGGCUGAACACAAUGAACCGCGCUGCACUGUGGACGACGAUGUGGGACUGUGGCAGCAUGCUGGUGCUUUCUGUUCUGUGCGCCAGGCAUUGCUGAUGCGGCGCUGCCACUGGCCUACCCUGCUGAUGUGUCGAAUGCCAUUUGUCUACAUUGCUAAUUGCCACGUAAGCAGUGCCACGUCAGCAGUGCCAUGUCAGAGACAGUGCCAAGUAAGCAGUGCCACGUCAGCAGUGCCACGUCAGACACAGUGCCACGUAAGCAGUGCCACAUCAGCAGUGCCACGUCAACAGUGCCACGUCAACAGUGCCACGUCAGCAGUGCCACGUCAGACAGUGCCACGUCAGCAGUGCCAUGUAAGCAGUGCCACGUCAGACACAGUGCCAUGUAAGCAGUGCCACGUCAGACACAGUGACACGUCAGCAGUGCCACUUCAACAGAGCCACGUCAGCAACAUGACGGGCCUGCCGGGCCAACUGGCCAAUGAGCCCAUUGCCGACUACAAAAAGCGCUUCCAGGCUCAGCUCGCUGCAAUCGAGGCUGAGGAACAACGCCAGCUGGCAGUCAAGGCUGCCCAGCUACAGGCUGAAGAAGCGGCAACAGCAGAGAAGCUGCGGCUACAGGCCGAAGCAGACGCAGAUACCCAGGCUCACCGCAAGGAAGCCCAGGAWCUGCUGCUGCGGCAUGAAGCCAACAGCAUCGAGAGACUCAAGUAUUGGCACUUUGAACCGAACGGCGACGAUUCAACACCGGAAGAACAGCAUAAGGAGUUCAUGGCCAAGCUCGUGACCAGGUUGGUUUACACAUGUAACCACCUACAGUCCGAGCUGGCGAACCUCCAGCGGGCCGUGCGGAACCAUAAGACUCAGCACGAGGAUGCCACACGGGCACUGGAUGCCCGUGUACACGACUUGGAACAAGUUCCACCAAGACCGGAUGUUGGGGCUUCCAGCAGUGCAUCUUCUAGCCGCCAACUGGAGGAACGCGUUGACCACGUAGUGGAAAUGCUCGGCGACAUCAGCACCUUCGUUGCGCCGACCACCAUCAGCAGUCAGCUGCAUACCUUGAAGACCGAGGUCCAGCAGUUGCAGUCGACGAACGCGGAUGACAAUCCGAAGAUGUACAAGAUGCCAACUUUCCAACUGGACAAGUUUGACGACUGCACACAGCAGGACCCGGUCCUCUGGUGGGAGGCAUUCACGACGCAACUCGGGAUUCUGCCUGACGCCAAGCAUGCGUACAUCGGCGCCCUGUUCCUGAACUCAAAGGGCGGAUGCCAGACCUGGUUGAGCCACCUGGCAACCUCCCACGGCGUCGACAUACCGGACUUGAAGGACAAGAUCACAUGGGAGGAACUAACACGGCUGUGGAAAAAGCUGUUCAUCGUCGACGACGCGCCGACACUCGCCAUCAACCGUCUGUUCACCAUGUCACAGGGCAACACUUCAACAUGGGACUGGCUCACGGAGUGGCAAAAGAUUGCAGCAGUGCCCAAUCUGGACUUGCCAUUCAUACAUCUCAGACGUGAGUUCUACAACAGAUCCUGCGCUGCAUUGAGCCAGGCUCUUGGUGAUCGCGAGCAGAACUCCACUUUCGCCGAGAUUAUCGACAAGGCAAGAGAGAUCAUCAAGACCAACAGGUCAGCUGCACACGAGAAAUCAACAUGGCAGCCGACCUAUGUGGAGAAGGUACGAACUAGUCCGCGACAGCAGCACUUCGCUGCAGUCCUGUCGGACAGUGGAGAUAACCCAGCAGCCACUCCAACAUCAAGUGACGGAGAUCAGGUGGCUCCUGUCCAACCGCCAAGCAGCAACAAGUCCCGCAACAAUGGGAAGGCGAAAUCCGCAUCGCAGGCCGGAAAUGGACAGCCACUCGGGAAACUGAGCUCCGCGGAAGGUGAGGCGACUCCACCUUCUACUCCGCCAGAUUCGGCCGCCUUGCUAGCAGCCUCCUGCACAUCUGGGGAGAACGCAAAUGUCGCAAGUUCUCAUUACACUUACGAGGAUUAUGCUGUCCACUUGGUUCCACCGCUGGACCAACCGCCCCACGUACAACAAUCCAUCGCAUGCAUGGUUUCAUCACCAUCGGCAACCGAUUCGGCAGCUUCGCCGCAAUCUAUCGCCGGGGAUUCGACGUCAUGGUCAAGACUUGAAGAGCUCGACCCAUUGACAUUCACGGACUUCCAGUGGAUGCCCGUUCCCUCGACCGGACGAUUGCCGAAACCGCAUUGCAACGUGCUCAUGGCACAAUUGCGGGAUUACUUGCACACUGCAGGCCCAGCUCCGUUGAUGGACGCCGAAGCAGAGGUUGUCGACCUUCACGCCUACAUCGCGAAGAUCGACCGCCAGUUUAAGAUGCAACGGUACGACGACAUCGACGCACCAUUGCUAUAUGUACGCAUUCGAAUCGGAGAGGCGACCUGCAACGCCUUGAUCGAUUGCGGAGCAUCUCGCAACUACAUCAGCCAGGACUUCAUGCGACUGGGCGGCGCCAAGUUCUUCUCCAAGCUGGACCUCAAGUCGGGAUAUCACCAACUCGAGAUUCGCAAGGAGGAUCGCUACAAAACCGCAUUAAAGACACGGUAUGGGCAUUUCGAAUGGCUGGUUAUGCCAUUUGGUCUUACGAAUGCCCCGACCACUUUCCAAGCGGCUAUGACAACGGAGUUCCGACACAUGCUGGAUCGUUUCGUACUUAUCUACCUUGACGACAUUCUGGCUUACAGCUGGAGUUUGGAGGAGCAUGUCGAACACCUGCGCACCGUUUUGGAGCGGCUACGACAAGCCAAGUACAAAGCCAACCGCGACAAGUGCGAAUUCGCGCGGCAGGAGCUGGAGUACUUGGGACACUAUGUGACGCCGCAAGGCAUCCGUCCGCUUGCGGACAAGAUCGAGGCCCUACGAGUAUGGCCCGAGCCCACCAACACCACGGACGUUCGUUCAUUCAUGGGGUUGGCGGGCUACUAUCAGCGAUUCAUCACCGGAUACUCCAGGAUUGCUGCACCUAUGACGAGGUUACAGUCGCCAAAGGUGCCAUUCGUAUUCGAUGACGACGCACGCCGGUCAUUCCAAGCGCUUAAGACGGCUAUGCUCAUGGCACCCGUCCUUAGCAUCUAUGACCCCACCCUGCCGACGCGAGUGACUAUGGACGCUUCCGGCUAUGGCAUUGGGGCAUCGCCAAAGGUGCCAUUCGUAUUCGAUGACGACGCACGCCGGUCAUUCCAAGCGCUUAAGACGGCUAUGCUCAUGGCACCCGUCCUUAGCAUCUAUGACCCCACCCUGCCGACGCGAGUGACUAUGGACGCUUCCGGCUAUGGCAUUGGGGCAGUCUUGGAACAGCACGACGGUGACGACUGGCACCCUGUGGAGUAUUUCAGCCACAAAGUGCCUCCCAUCAACUCGCUUGAUGAUGCAAGGAAGAAGGAGCUUCUCGCAUUCGUCAUGGCUCUCAAGCGAUGGCGGCACUUCCUCCUUGGGCGUCGUAGGUUCACAUGGGUUACGGACAACAAUCCAUUGACCUACUACAAGACGCAGGAUACGGCGAGCAACAUGAUCGGACGAUGGAUGUACUUCAUCGACCAGUUUGACUUCACACCGAAACAUCUACCCGGCCUCUCAAACCGCGCAGCAGAUGCACUCUCGCGAAGACCAGAUCUUUGCGCUAUGACACAUCAUGCCUUCGCAUUCGACGAGGAACUCCAGCGACACUUCAUCCGGGCAUAUGAGUCUGAUCCGGACUUCGCCACGAUGUACGCACAACUAUCUUCGGAUCACCCGCCGGCCAGCCACUAUCGCAUUGCCGACAGAUACUUGCUCCUCCACUCGAGAGGCAAGGAAUUAUUGUGUGUCCCAUGCGACCAUCGUCUUCGGACUCGCCUCCUCGGCGAGUAUCAUGAUUCACGACUCGCCGGCCAUUUCGGAGUCAACCGAACUAUUGCACGGCUUCGACAGCGAUUCCGAUGGCCCGACCUCAUUACCGAUGUCACUCGGUAUUGCGACUCGUGCGAAGUUCGCCGACGCAGUAAAACCCGCAACCGCAAUCCCUAUGGCGAGUUACACCCGAUGCCUAUCCCACGGGAAACCGGUCUCUCCAUUGCCAUGGACGUCACCGGUCCAUUUCCUCGCGACCAGCUCGGGCACGACGGCAUCCUCACGGUUGUGGACCGAUUGAGUAAGUACGAGCGUUUUUUCCCUUGCAAGUACUACUCCACGGCUCCGAAGCUGGCACGCCUCCUGCACACUGGUUGGAUUUGUGCCCACGGUGUACCAGAAGACAUUGUCAGCGACUGCGACACUCGUUUCAUGUCGGCGUCUUGGACUGCUCUCAUGCAGGAGUCCGGCACAACAAUGAAAUCAAGUUCGGCUCGGCAUCCUCAGACAGACGGGCAAACGGGGCAGGCACAUCAAACCGCUCAAAUGAUGCUUCGUACGCUCAUCCGUCUGGACCAGAAAGAUUGGGUUGACCGCCUCCCCGACAUCGAGUUCGCCUACAACACUUCGGUGCACCCAGCGAUCGGCGUGACUCCGUUCGAGUUGCACCACGGUGGACGGAAAGGUCGUAUCUUCGCCGACCUUUUCCUCCCUCGACCAGCCGACAUUGACGCUGCCUGCUCUCCCGCUUCCGUCCGGAAGUACAGGGAAUUGCUGACUCAAGCCCGCGCAAAUAUGCAAAAGGCUCAAGUCCGCAUGCAGCAGCAAGCCAACAGGCGUUGCCUCCAGACUGUCAUUGUUACUCCCGCCGUUUACCCCCAAAACAUGAGGGGCGGUGUUUUGCCCAUUGGUAUAAAGACGACGAGGACGAGGCUGAGGUGGAGGAGGAGGAGAAAGGAAGAGGCGAUGGAGGACGAAGAAAAGGAGGCGGCGGCGAUGGAGGAGGAAGAAGAUGAGGAGGUGGAAGAGGAGGAGGAGAGGAAGAGGAGGGGGAGGCGAAGGACAAGGAGGAGGAAGAGGAGAAGGCAAUGGAGGGAGAAGAGGAGCACGAGGAAGAGGAAGAGGAGGAGGACAAGGAGGAGGAAGAGGCGAAGGACAAGGAGGAAGAGGAGGAAGAGGAGGAAGAGGAGGAAGAGGCGAAGGACAAGGAGGAGGAAGAGGAGCACGAGGAAGAGGAAGAGGAAGAGAAAGAGGCGAUGGAGGAGGAAGAGGAGGAGGAGGAGACGAGGAGGAGGAGGAGGAGGAGGAGGAGGAGGAGAAAGAGUGAGGUGGAAGACAAGGAGGAGGAGGAGGAGGAGGAGGAGGAGGAGUGAGGUGGAAGACGAGGAGGAGGAGGAGGAGGUCAAAGACGAGGAGGAGGAGGAGGGAAGGAGGAGGAGGAAGAGUAGGAAGAGGAGGCUCACCUUAGUAUCACGUAGAGGAGCAGCUCCUAGCAAUGGCUCCAGCAGAGGCGGCUAUGCCUGGAGCAAUGGAACAGCACGGCAGCCGGGCAGCGAGGCAGCGAUGCAGCGAGCAGCGGGGCAGCGAGGCAGCGAUGCAGCGAGCAGCGGGGCAGCGAGGCAGCGAUGCAGCGAGCAGCGGGGCAGCGAGGAGGAAGAGGAGGAGGAGGAGGAGGAGGAGGAGGAGGAGGAAGAGGAGGAGGAAGCCAAGGAGGAAGAGGAGGAGGAGGAGGAGGAGGAGGAGGAGGCUCACCUUAGUGACGGGUAGAGGAGCAGCUCCCGGCGAUGGCUCCAGUGGAGGCGGCUAUGCCUGGAGCAGUGGAACAGUGGGGCCGUGGGGCAGCGGGGCAGCGGGGCAGCAAGUGCCGAGCAGC